AUGACAUCGCAACCGGUCGUUCUCGCACCAGCAACUCCUUCUGAGCUUUUAUCCUACAUUAUAUCAUACCAAAGAUAUCCCACAACACUAAUAAUCGGCUCUUCCAAAGCUGAGUUCCAUAGCUCACUAGUUGAGGAUGUCACACAUCAUCUCACUCUCCAAGAAGACAAUACAGAGGACUCAGCAACAGAGCCCUCUCAUGUCCUCCUAAAGUCAUCGCUAUACCAAAUCGCCAUUUCUCGCCAUAUACGAAUUAUAUUCACACCAACAGUUACACAUCUACGUGCUUAUCUUUCCGUUUUUACACCCACAAACUCAUUGCUACCAGCACCGCCAAACCACGCCUCUGACUCCCGUACAUCUCUUCUUCUGGUCUAUGGUCUCCUCGCUCUUCAUAGAGAUGCAAGCGAAUGGUCUGCACAAGGGAUUGGGAACUCUACAGCGUUGCUGGUUGAUGCCGCGUCACGGAAUGGGUUCAAGGCUGCUGUUGUUGAGCCAAAAGGCGUGGGCGGACACGAGGAUCUUGAACAGCUUGGAGAAGAAAUGAUACCCUUAUUAAAUGGAACAGCGAAAAGGGACGAUGGGAUAUGGAGCGGGCGGACUGUCAGCAUCAAGCAAGUUCUGAAUCGAUGGUUCAAGUUUGAGGUCCAGGAACAACAAACCUGA
Fusarium poae is the source of this 666-nucleotide messenger RNA. RefSeq lists its product as uncharacterized. The transcript has a single exon. NCBI's taxonomy places the organism in Eukaryota, Fungi, Ascomycota, Sordariomycetes, Hypocreales, Nectriaceae. Bases 1 to 666 code for a protein of 221 amino acids. The record is from RefSeq and is a predicted model, not a curated record.